This is a messenger RNA of Rhinichthys klamathensis goyatoka, 3788 nucleotides long. RefSeq names its product adenylate cyclase type 8. Bases 30 to 3572 code for a protein of 1180 amino acids. Gene Ontology annotation, biological process: adenylate cyclase-activating G protein-coupled receptor signaling pathway; intracellular signal transduction; cAMP biosynthetic process. The transcript is spliced from 18 exons. Gene Ontology annotation, cellular component: plasma membrane. Lineage: Eukaryota; Metazoa; Chordata; Actinopteri; Cypriniformes; Leuciscidae. Gene Ontology annotation, molecular function: adenylate cyclase activity. The record is from RefSeq and is a predicted model, not a curated record.
AAUGGUGGCAAGAUAAGCCUGUGAUUGUCAUGGUAACGUUUAGUGAUACAACUGACAUCCACAAUAUGCAGCCACCAUCCUGUAUACCCACUUCAAUGUCACCUGGUGUACGGCGCAAACAACUGCUGUGGCAGAACGCAGUGAAACACAUCAUCAGCCAACAGGGGCUGAGGCAGCAGUUCGGCAUGGAGCCAGCCCAAAAGAUUCAUGUCACUGAUGCCUAUAUUGAGGAAAUCAACCAACAGAUACGCAGCAAAGCAUCACGGGGUAUGACUAAACGGCGUUCCUCGGUUGCCAGAGUUCAUCCAUCCUUUUUCGGGGAACGAGGCAGUGCAUCUAGUACACAGACUGGAGCAUCUGCGGACUAUGUCAGUGAUGCUGACUUUUUUGUGCACUGGGGCCACAUCAUCCAUGGGGUGUAUAUGCCAACACUGAGACACAUCUUCAAAUCCAAAGAUCUCGAGAAACUCUACCAGCGCCAUUCAUCACACACUAGAAGAACCUCAUUAGUUGUCACCAACAUUAUUGAUGCAGCUGCCAAACUACAACUGCUUUUGCUUUACCUGGCCCUGGCACCGGACAGUUCGGACAUACUGCUGGGCUGGUUUACAGGGUUCUUCAUGGCCUGCGCAACUGCCCUGUGUGUUUUGGUACUCACCUGUAAACGCUCACAUUCCCCAAGAUGGUUGCAUUACGCUGGUAUGGCUAGCUGGCUGUCACAGACUGCUCAGAUAUUGGGGGGGCUGGCAUACGGAUUGGAAAGAGACCAAUCAUGGUAUGUUCUGUUCAACCUGUUUGCCACAUACACUCUGCUGCCACUGUCACUGCUCUGGGCAAUCGGAGCUGGCACACUCACCUCCAUACUGCACCUCAUUGCAGAGACCACACGUCACCUCAGUGAAGUAGGACUGCUAAGAAAGAUUCUCGCCAAGGCUUUACUGUACACAUGUAUGAAUGUGGCAGGUCUGUUCAUACAUUACCUGACCGACCGGUCCCAGAGACAAGCCUUUCUUGAGACACGCCGCUGCAUCGAAGGCCGCAUGAAACUAGAAAUGGAAAACCAGAGACAGGAGCGUUUGGUGCUGUCGAUCAUACCCCGCUUUGUUGCCUUGGAGAUGAUUGCAGAUAUGACUUCUAUGGAUGAUGACCUUGAUCCACAGCAAUUUCACAAAAUAUACAUCCAUCAAUACAAAGAUGUCAGUAUCCUCUUUGCUGAUAUAAAGGGAUUCACACUAUUAUCCAUGAACAUGUCCGCUCAGGAGUUAGUGCGCUUACUCAAUGAGCUCUUUGGACGUUUCGACCGGCUAGCCGAGGAAUAUGACUGCUUGAGAAUAAAAAUCUUAGGGGACUGUUACUACUGUGUGUCUGGAGUACCAGAGCCUCAGCGGGCACAUGCCAGCUGCUGUGUGGAGAUGGGACUAGCUAUGAUCAGCACUAUACGAUCUAUAAGGAAACAGCAGAACUUUGACAUGGAUAUGCGGAUUGGGAUCCACUCUGGCUCUGUUCUUUGUGGGGUUCUUGGUCUACAAAAAUGGCAGUUUGAUGUGUGGUCCUGGGAUGUAGGCAUUGCCAACAUGCUUGAAGCAGGGGGGAUCCCUGGACGCAUACACAUUUCACGCGCUACUCUGAACUGCUUGGAUGGGAACUACCAAACAGAGGACGGGCGUGGAUAUGAACGCAAUGAGUUCCUACGAAAACACAAAAUUGACACUUUCCUUAUCUGCCACAAGGAAGAGGAUCUAGAUGAAAUUAAAGCUGAUCAUCUAAAAACCCGUCCCUGGAACAAAGAGAUCUUGGCCUCCUUCUCCAGUGGCUCUUACACACAACUUCCUACAUCCUCAGUGUGCAGAUCCACAUCCAAGGAGAUCAACAAACGGAUAGAGCACGCAAUCGAUCUCCGCAGCAGUGAGCGCAUGCGUCAAGAGCACAUUACUUCAGCCACAUUGGUGUUUAAGGAUACACACAUUGAGGAGAAGUUCUCACAGGUGAGGGAUGAGAUGUUUAAGACCAAUUUAGUAUGCUCCUUCAUUAUGUUUCUUCUCCUCAUGGCUGUCCAAGCCCUCAUCCCUGUACCCAGGUUGUAUCAGUGGACAGCAUUACAGUUUUGUCUGUUCUUGCUGGGAUAUCUAUUAUUGCUUGUGAUGGUCCUGGCUGAAGAGUUUAAACAUUCUCCAGGCAUCCUUCAGCAGUUUUGCUGCUGGGUCCAUGAAAACAACAGUAUGCGGAACAUUCUCACUGUCGCAGCUAUAGCCAUCAAUUUUGGCAUGGCCCUCUUUGACAUGAUAUGGUGCAACUCCACUGAGACAAGAGAAAUAAACACCAUUGAAACAGAGGACAAUAAGACCAGCCAGAAGCCAUUUACUGCCUGCACCUAUCCAGAGUUCUUCAUUCUGAGUGGGGUGGUUUCUAUGGUGACCUGUGCUGUGUUCCUGAGGCUGAGCUCUCUCUUGAAGUUGACUAUUCUGUUGUUAGUGGUGGCUGUCUAUACUUACUUCAUCGAAGUGUCCUUCCACAUGCUGUAUGUACAUCAACCAGAGCAGAAACAGUUUAGUAGGUCCCACUACCUCAGAAGAAAGGGAGUCUCAAUUCUGUUGAUGGCAAUGUUCAUCAUAGCUGUGUUUUACAAUGGACGACGGUGGGAGGCCACAACACGGCUUGACUUCCUGUGGCGUUUGCAAGCUCAGCAGGAAGUGCAGGAGAUGAGAGACCUGAGAGAACACAAUGAGUGUCUACUGCACAACAUCCUGCCUGCACACGUUGCUCGUCACUUCCUAGAGAGGAACAGAAAUGACCAGGAGCUGUACUCUCAGUCCUAUGAUGAGGUGGGGGUGAUGUUUGCCUCCAUCGCUGGCUUUAAUGACUACUAUGAGCAAAAGGAGAUCAAUCACGAGGGAGUUGAGUGUCUCAGACUGCUCAAUGAGAUCAUUGCGGACUUUGAUGAGUUGUUAGAGGAGUCAUAUUUUUUGAACAUUGAGAAAAUCAAAACCAUUGGCAGUUGCUACAUGGCAGCAUCUGGUUUAUCACCCGAUAAACAGUCUUGUGUUGCAAAUGACUUGCAUCAUAUCACUGAGUUGGUUCUGUUCGCUUUGGCUAUGCAAGAGACUCUGAGAGAGAUCAACAAACAUUCUUCAAACAAUUUCCAGCUGCGCGCUGGAAUUGCCCAUGGCCCUGUUGUUGCUGGGGUCAUCGGUGCCACCAAACCCCAGUAUGAUAUCUGGGGCAUGACAGUGAAUUUGGCAAGUCGGAUGGACAGUACUGGAGUCAGUGGAAGGAUUCAGGUCCCCGAGGGCACACGUAAUAUUCUAGCAGACUGGGGCUUCGUGCUAGAGUUGCGUGGUGAGAUAUACAUCAAAGGCGUCAGUGAAAGAAAGGGACGUGUCCGAACGUACUUCAUCAGCACCAAAAGGCGUCAGAUGGCAAGCAACGGUAUUUCGGACAGAGGAAAGAAUGGACGCAGUGGGAGGACCACCCUGGCCGCUGUGGUCUUUGGCCUUGUACAGGCCAUUCACAGAGAGAAACAGAGAGGUACCAAUGGAGGUUUCACUCUGCCAAACAGCAACUUUAGCCACUAAGGAUUAUGAUGUGACACAUCAAACCUGGAUUCACUGUAACUUGAAUGACACUCAGUUGAUACCCUGCCUUCAUCUUUGAAAGGAUACCUCAAAUAUCAUAUAAAAUCCUCAUAUGGACUUGUCUGUAGAACUUAUUUUUAGUAAUUUUUUUAAUUAUAUUUUCAUAAAUUUCACUUGUAACUUCUUAUAAUAAAACAAUCUAAUGAGAUCAAAAUC